Molecule: messenger RNA, 986 nt
Organism: Camellia sinensis
Lineage: Eukaryota; Viridiplantae; Streptophyta; Magnoliopsida; Ericales; Theaceae
Source: RefSeq, a predicted model, not a curated record
GAAGAAAAAAAAAAAUUAAAAUUGUCCCUUUUUAUUGUUAGUGUUUUUCUGGAUUUAUUAUUCGACGGCCAUGGUUAAGUCAGUUUGAGUUUUCACUUGUAAGAGAAGCACACUCAAUGAAAGUAGAGAAGAUUUUGUACAAGGAUAAAUCAGAGUACCAAGAAAUUCUGGUUUUUGAGUCCUCUACAUAUGGGAAAGUUCUUGUGCUUGAUGUCAUUGUUCAGUUGACUGAGAAAGAUGAAUGUGUCUAUCAGGAGAUGAUAGCUUAUCUUCCCCUUUGUUCAAUUCAAUCCCCCAAAAACCAAAACUGUAAUUUUCAUAAAUCAUGGGUUUUGGUUGUAGGUGGUGGUGAUGGUGGAGUUCUUAGUGAAAUCUCUCGCCACAAUACUGUGGAGCUCAUUGAUAUUUGUGAGAUUGAUAAGAUGGUUAUAGAUGUAUUAAAAAGUUUUUUUUUUCCCCCAAAGUUAGCUAUUGGCUUUGAGGAUCCUCGUGUGCAACUGCAUAUUGCUGAUGCUGUUGAAUUUUUACGGAAUGUACCUAAAGGAAAGUAUGAUGCAAUUAUUGUUGAUUCAUCAGACCUUGCUGAUUUAGAUUUUCAGCUAAGUUAUCAUAAAUUCAAUGAGUCUCAAAGAGAACAAGCAGUUCUGAAGAGAUUGCAACAGGGUGAAAUUGUGGCCCAAAUCUGUGAUGCAGGAACACCAGGCAUAAGUGAUCCUGGUAUGGAAUUGGUUAAGUUAUGUGUGGAUGAAAAUAUUCCUGUUAUUCCUACCCCUGGUCCUUCUGCUUUUGUUGCUGCACUUUCUUCCUCAGGGUUGGCUACUGACGAGCUUACAUCUGUUGGAUUUCUGCCCAAACAUGCCGGAUCAAGGAAGGAGAGGUUGAUUGUAUCUGCAAAGGAAGUAGCAACACAUAUAUUCUAUGUUCCUCCUCAUAAGCUUCAUCAAUUUAUUGAAGAGGCUUCUUCUAUUUUUGGUGACUGUAGGUAA